Neltuma alba is the source of this 966-nucleotide messenger RNA. Its product is annotated as ethylene-responsive transcription factor CRF2-like. The record is from RefSeq and is a predicted model, not a curated record. Gene Ontology annotation, biological process: regulation of DNA-templated transcription. Bases 1 to 966 code for a protein of 321 amino acids. Lineage: Eukaryota; Viridiplantae; Streptophyta; Magnoliopsida; Fabales; Fabaceae. The transcript has a single exon. Gene Ontology annotation, molecular function: DNA binding; DNA-binding transcription factor activity.
AUGAGGGGAACCAAAUUAUCUGAGCAGAAAAUUAUCACAAGCAAGCUUGUGAGAAAUCCGUGCUUUCCGGGCGUGACACCCAGAGUUGUUCGGAUUUCCGUGGCUGACGACUAUGCUACUGAUUCUUCCAGCGAUGAAGACGAGAGAGAAGGACGUUUUUCUCGCACGGUGAAGAAGUUCGUCCAUGAGAUCAGAAUGGAAGAUUUCUCCAGUUUCAUAUCUCACAGGGAAGUUAACGGUGAUUCCAGGUCCAUUUUGAAGCAGAAGAACAGGGAAAGGCGACCUGCAAUGGCCAGAAGUAAACAGAGCCUCCCCAACGGGAAGAAGUUUCGCGGCGUCCGGCAGCGGCUGUGGGGGCGCUGGGCGGCGGAGAUCCGAGACCCGUUUUUGCGAGCUCGGAAGUGGCUCGGCACUUUUGACACGGCGGAGGAAGCGGCUUUGGUGUACGACAUAGAAGCCAUUCGUCUUAGAGGAGCCGAUGCUCUGACUAAUUUAAUUAAGCCGCCAGAGAAACAUCAACCUAUAGUGCUUCCAUUAAGCAAUCACGAAUCCCAAGGACCAGUGAGAAGUCCUCUGAAGAAGAAGAGCAAGUCGUGGGAAAAUGAGUGUGUCUACGAUUCAAGCAAAGAGUCUCGCGAUUUAUUAUCGUCUUCGUCUUCCUCGCCGACUUCGGUUCUUAGAUACAGUGGGGGAGGGUCCUGUGACCCAGCAGGGUGGGCCGGCAUCGAGGAAUCCAGAGAAGAAGAAGAAAAGUUCUUUUUCCCAGAUUCAUCAUCAGAAUUUGCAUCCAGUUGUUACUCGGACUACGAAACCCCUCUUAGUCCCCUGUUGUUUCUUGAAUCCGGUGCGCCUCAACUGAUAUCUAGCGAGAUUUUAAGGGACAUUCCAUUUCAACUUGAUGAUGAUUUUGAAUCUUCCAAGUGGGUCGUUGAUAAUUACUUUCAGGAUCCUUUGCCUCUGAAAUGA